UCCCCCGACUCGUCUAGUGCCACAACUGGCGGGUAUGAGUGUGUCUGAGCCGGACCAGGAGGAACCGUUCCUGAUUUAUUACAGAGCUCUAGUAAAUUUCACCACGUCUAUAGAAUACACGCCGGACCUGGACAAUGUCUCCUCCGAACAGUUCCGGGAUCUGUCCGAGGCCGUCGUUGACACGCUGGAGUCCGAAUAUUACAAAAUCGCGGGAGAACAAAUGGUUAAUGUCGUCUACGUCAAGUUGAUUGAUGGUGAUGUGUUUGUGGAGCUGGACGUGGGAUCGGAAGGUAACAUCAACGAUGGACAAAUCCGCCAGGUGUUGUACUCCGUGAUUGAGAGCGGCUCCAUCGCCAGCUACGUCACCUCCACCCGGGGAUUCCAAUUCCGACGCCUGGGAGCCGCACAAACGCCCCCUCCUCCUGUUGGGUUUGAGCCUCCAGUAACCCCUCCGGUGCGGACAUGUACGGUGGAUGAGUUCACCUGCACCAGCGGUGAGUGCGUCCCCUUGGAGUUCAGAUGUGACCAGCGCCAUGAUUGCCGGGACAUGUCCGAUGAGGAAGGCUGUGCUGACAGCGCGCUCUGCGGCGACACAGACUUUACAUGCAGCAACGGGGAGUGCAUUCCCAGAAUCUAUCACUGCGACGGCCGAUCCGACUGCCGGGACUUCUCCGAUGAGAUUCAGUGUGAACCCGGAGAGUCGAUCGCGACCACCCCGUCCGUCAUCACCACCAGACCGAUCUACACCCCCCGCCCCGCCGCCGCCACCACCCCUCCCCCGCCCAUAUACACAAGGCCGCAGGUGGUGGCCACCACACCUUUCAGACGUACCACCCCCAAGCCCCCCAUAGACGAGCCGCGCCCGUGUCGGAGGGAAGAGGCGCGGUGCCCCAACGGGCAGUGUAUUCCCCGCGAUUAUCUGUGCGAUGGAGAGCGCGACUGCAGAGACGGCAGCGAUGAACUGAACUGCGGUACCCCCUCCCCCUGCGAGCCCAACGAGUUCAAGUGUAAGAACGGGCGCUGCGCCCUCAAGCUCUGGCGCUGUGACGGUGACGAUGACUGCGGAGACAAUUCUGAUGAGAUCAAUUGCCCCACGAAGGGGCCGAGUGACAUGUGCGCCCCGGAGCAGUUUGUCUGCGUCCAAUCCCGGAACUGUAUCCCAGCAAGUUACCAGUGUGACGAGGAGGCCGACUGUCCGGACCGCUCUGAUGAAGUCGGCUGCAGCCCCCCCCAGGUCAUCACCCCUCCAGAGGAAAGUAUCGUGGCCUCUCGCGGGGACACGGUGAGAUUUACCUGCGUCGCCAUCGGUAUCCCCACCCCCAUCAUCACCUGGAGACUGAACUGGGGCCACAUUCCCACCAGCAGCAGAGUAACGAUGAGCAGCGAGAACGGACACGGGACGCUCAUCAUUCGGGAUGUGAAGGAGGCCGAUCAGGGCGCCUACUCGUGUGAGGCCAUCAACGCCAAGGGCAUGGUGUUCGGUAUUCCCGACGGCGUUCUGUCCCUGAAGCCCUCCAGAGGUCCUUGCUCCGAGGGCUUCUUCCACGUGGAGACCAACUCUCGCUGCAUUCCCUGCUUCUGUUUCGGUGUCACCAAGAUGUGCCAUCAGACCGGCCGCUACCGGAACCAGAUCCGCCUUCGCUUCGACGCUACCGAAGACUUCAAAGGUGUAAACGUGACCUCUGCGCAGGGUUUCCCUCCCCUCUCAUCCAAUCAGCUCCAGAUUGACACAACGGUUGAGGAGUUUCAGCUGGUUGAUCUUUCUCGAAGGUUUCUGAGUCACGAUUCCUAUUGGACGCUCCCAUUGCAGUUCCUGGGGAACAAGGUGGACUCCUACGGAGGGGCCCUCAGCUAUAAAGUGCGCUAUGGUCUCACUCGGGGCCAGUCGGAGGCGGUGAGGAAGCCAGACGUCAUUCUGGUUGGAAACGGACAGAAGCUGAUCUAUCGGGUUCAAUCGUUCACCCAGCCUAGCGUUGUGAACCAGCGAUCGGUCCAAUUCUCGGAGGAGAACUGGCAGCACGAGUCUGGAGCCGCUGUGACCCGGGAGGACCUGCUGAUGACCCUUCAGAAUGUGGAAGCCAUCAUGAUCCAAACUGUCUACGACAACAAGAUGGCCAGCGUGGGCCUGGCGGACAUCGUCAUGGAUACGACCAGCGUGGAGUACACCCAACUGGGGGUGGCACUGGGUGUGGAAGAGUGCAGGUGUCCCGUGGGAUAUUCCGGCCUCUCCUGCGAGUUUUGUUCUCCACAGUUUGAUCGAGUUCCUGGAGGACCUUUCCUGGGGACCUGCUCCGGAUGUAACUGCAAUGGUCAUGCCAGAUCCUGCGACUCUGAGAGUGGCUACUGCAUAAACUGUCAGCACAACACGGAGGGGCCGCAGUGCAAUAAAUGUAGGGCGGGCUUCUUCGGAGAUCCCACCAAGGGCACAGCCGACGCCUGCCGACCCUGUCCUUGCCCUCUCAUGGACCCGACACGCCGGUACUCAGACACGUGUUUCCUGGACACCGAUAGUCAGCCCACCUGUGAUAACUGUGUGGAGGGUUACACCGGCCGGCGGUGUGAGAGGUGUGCCGUAGGCUAUGAAGGUGACCCAAUGAGAGGCCGGUGUACGAAAUCCAAUGAUGCCGGGGAUACGGGGAUAUGUGAUGAUCGGGGCAGCGCCGUCUCCUCCCCCAAUGCCUGUGUGUGUAAGCCUCACGUCUCGGGGAAUUUGUGUAACGAAUGUAAAAGUGGAACUUUCUACCUCAGUGAGCGGAAUCCGGACGGCUGCUUGAAGUGCUUCUGUAUGGGAGUGACCCGGCAAUGUUCGAGUUCCUACUGGAACCGGGACCAGGUCCGCGCUACGUAUGACAGCCAUGAGAGGGCGCCGUUCUCCAUCUCGAAUGCCGCCAGCACACGCACCAUCAGCGAGGGCAUCAGUGUGACGGGCCCAUCAGAACUGACAUUCAGCAACUUCAACAACAUCCCCCAAGACAUCUACUUCUGGGUGCUGCCGGAGCGCUUCAAGGGGGACAAGGUCACAUCAUAUGGCGGGGAACUGCGCUACACCGUCACUUACGAGGCCUCCUAUGGGGCCCAGUCUCUGGACACCCAGCCCCACGUCGUUCUUCAGGGCAAUGGGAUCUUCCUGGAACAUUAUGCCGAUAUCAGAGGUUCUCCCGGAUUCCCCGUCACCGUCACCGUUCCCUUCCGAGAGCGUGUCUGGAGGAGGGCGGAUGGCCAGGAAGCUACACGUGAGCACCUGCUGAUGUCACUGGCCGAUAUCGACGUUCUGAUGAUCCGGGCGUCCUACGCGGAGAGGAUGGUGGAAAGUCGAAUCUCCAACAUCUAUAUGGACAUCGCCGUUCCUCACUCUACAGGCCUGCAGCAGGCGGUGGAGGUGGAGGACUGCUCCUGCCCCAUCGGCUACACCGGACCAUCAUGUCAGGACUGUGACAUUGGCUACACGCGAUCCACCAGCGGUCUGUAUCUGGGCACAUGUGAGCGCUGCCAGUGCAGUGGCCACUCCACGGAGUGUGACGGGGAGACGGGAGAAUGUCUGAACUGCCAGCACAACACCGAGGGGCCCAAGUGUGACCGCUGCAGACCGGGCUUCUAUGGAGACCCAAGACGAGGAAGUCCUGGAGAUUGCCAGCCUUGUCCAUGCCGGGGGGCAUCUAGUCAGUACUACGGAACCUGCUUCUUGGACUCGGAUGGUCAACCAACAUGUGACUCCUGUCCCUCUGGUUACAUCGGACGCCAGUGUGAAAGGUGUGCGCCAGGUUACCUGGGAGAUCCAUCUCAAGGACAACCCUGUACAGGUCCUGGUCCUGGCCCUGGCCCCACCUGCCAGUGUGAUUUGCGGGGCAGCAUCAGUAACACAUGUGAUGCCCGCCGCCAGUGCCCUUGUAAGCCUCAUGUAGAAGGUCUGUCAUGCAGCACCUGUCGUCCCAACCACUUCUACCUCAACGUGGACAACCCAGAUGGCUGCCUGCCCUGCUUCUGUAUGGGGGUCACCCAGCAAUGUACCAGCUCCAGCUACCACCGAGAACUGAUCAUCACUCCAUUCCUACCUGGAAACGUCCAGAACUUUGCCCUGAUGAACCGUCAGCGCAGUACCCGUAUCACAACCGGACUCACGGUGGAGAUGUCCACUCACGGGCCACAACUCUCCUAUAGUCAGUUUGACCAACUGGGCCAGGAGUCCUUCUACUGGCAGCUACCAGAGAACUACAUGGGGGAUAAGCGGGAGACGUACUUUGCACGGAUGCGUCGGGCCCAUAAGCUGAAUGACUCCUCACUGACAGAAGAGGAAAUUCGUAAGAGAGUUGCUACUGGAGACCUACAGGAGCGUUUCAGUCCUCGUUCUAGAUCCCGGCGCCAGGCCCAGAUGGAUAAGACGCAGGAAAAGGUUGACAGUGAAAUUUGGAGCCUCUUGUCAAGUUUUUCUUCUAGUCGCUCCCAUCAGCCCCCAACGUCUCUGCCCACCGGGAAUCACAAUGUGUCUGAUGGAGCUUCUCUUUCUCCCUCAUCUUUGCACGGACCUCCAAGUCCAUCGUCUGCUUCUCAUCCAAGUCAUCAAAAACAAGCAAAAGUCAAGUUUAGGUCAGCCAGCCGUACCUUUCCACCCGUCGGUGCCCCCGGCCACUCACCCAGGAGAUCUAUGAAUGAGGCUCUGAGCGGAGAUUCCCCUCGGUCAUCCGGUCAGGAUUCCAGCAAUGUCCUCUAUUCUCGAACGCCAGGAUUAAAGGGGGCUGAGAAGUUCACACUGGUCUACAAGGGCUUCUCCCUGAUCCCUGAAGGGGUUUUCUACUGGUCCUUGCCUAAAGAUUUCCUUGGGGAUAAGGUGGCGUCGUACGGCGGCGCGCUGCGCUACACGCUCAGUUACACGGCCGGAAUUCGCGGCUCUCCUCUGCCUGAUGCCGAUGUUCAGAUCACGGGUAAUGACAUCACGCUGGUUGCCUACCAGACGGAGCUGCGCCCACGUGAGAGCAAGACCUUCGAGAUCGCCUUCCGAGAGAGUCAGUGGAAGCGUCCGGACGGGCAGCAGGCCACCCGGGAACAUCUGAUGAUGGCUCUGGCUGAUCUCGAUGAAGUUCUUAUCCGAGCCUCGUAUUCCACAGACAUGUUAUCCUCCAGUAUCACCGGUGUAAUCAUGGAGACCGCUGGGCCGGCUUACACCAGACUGCCGCAGGCUUUGGAGGUGGAGGAAUGCCGCUGUCCUCCUGGAUACAAAGGGCUGUCCUGUCAGGACUGCGCCCCCGGAUUCACUCGUACCGGAGGAGGUCUAUACCUCGGACACUGUGAGCCCUGUGACUGCAAUGGCCACUCUGAGACGUGUCACCCGGAGACCGGCGCCUGUACGAACUGUUUACACAACACGGGCGGCGAGUUCUGCGACAAGUGCGAGGCCGGCUUCUACGGCGAUGCCACGGCCGGGACUCCUGAGGACUGCCAACCUUGUGCGUGCCCGCUGACCGACCCGGAGAACCAGUUUUCUAAGACAUGUGAGACAGUGGGUACAGGUGGGUACCGCUGCACGGCCUGCCCUCCGGGGUACACUGGACAGUACUGUGAGAGAUGUGCUCCUGGCUACACGGGGAGCCCCAACAUCCGAGGACAGAAAUGUCUCCCUGAUGAUCGAAGAUCUACCUUCAUUGUCAGGAUUUAUCCUGAUAAAAAGACGGCUGCGGCGGGUGAGAAGGUGACUCUGCGCUGUCAGGGCAGCGGAGAUCCUCCUUACUACUACUUCUGGACCCGUGAAGAUGGGCGACCUAUUCCCAGCAACUCCCAACUCAUAGACAGAGGAGAAAGCUUACAUUUCCCCAGCGUCCAGCCUUCCGAUUCCGGCGUCUAUAUCUGCACCUGCCGCAACUACCAAUUCGCCAACACCAGCCGGGCGGAGAUCAUUGUACAAGCGGGCUCCCACACCAGACCCAUCACCGUCACCGUGGAGGAGCAGCGGGUCCAGAGCGUACGCCAGGGAUCUGACGUCACCUUCAUAUGCACCGCAAAGAGUGUGUCUCCGGCCUACACAUUGGUUUGGACUCGUCAGAACAAUGGGAAGCUCCCAGAGAGAGCGAUGGACUUUAACGGGAUCCUGACCAUCCGUAAUGCGCAGCCUGAGGACGCCGGGAUUUACAUCUGCACCGGCUCCAACAUGUUCGACAUGGACGAGGGCAAUGCGACGCUCCAUGUUCAAGAGACCACCAAGACCCAGAUGUUUUAUGGACCGUUUGAGACCUUUGAAGGACACAGUCCGUCCGGAACAGGGACCCACCCCACGGCUAUCAUUGAACCCAGACAGCUGACUGUCCAGCCGGGUCAACCAGCAGAGUUCCGCUGCACAGCUACCGGGAACCCCCUUCCUACCGUGGAAUGGACAGGUGGACAGAAUGGAGGCAUCCCCUAUAGAGCAAGCAUCCAGGGAGGUGUCCUCAGAUUCCCAUCCGUUCAAAUCUCCGAUGAGGGGCAGUACACCUGCAUCGUCCGCAAUAGUCAUGGACAGCACAUUGCCAGGGCCGAUCUGCGAGUACACAUAGGUGGGAAUCUUCCAGUUGUCCAGGUGAGCCCAGAACGUACCGAAGUCAGAGAAGGCGACACAGUCCGUCUGUAUUGCAGAGCUGGUGGCACUCCGAUGGCGACAAUAUCCUGGAGGAAGCAGGGUGGCAUUCUACCACCACAGGCCCUCGCCUCUCUCGGUUUCCUUCACUUUCGAAGCAGCAGCCUGGAAGCCAUCCACAGACGGAUCCAAGAGCUGCAGGCUCGAACAGAGAGGACGGACAUUGCAACACUUGUGAUCCCCUCUAUAUCUGCAGCCGACGCCGGGACUUACCUGUGUGUUGGCACCAAUACCGCUGGCACCUCGGAGGCCCGCAUCGAAGUGAUUGUAGUGAGAGCCACUGGAUCUGCCCCUCUGGUGAGGAUCGAGCCGUCAUCGGAUACACUACAGGAAGGACAGACUGUGGAGCUGAACUGUGUGGUGGCAUCAUACCCGCAAGCUGUGGUCACAUGGCACAGAUCGGACCGCCCACUCUCGCCAAAUCACCAGGUGUAUGGCUCCCGGCUCCGAAUUCUCCAAGCCUCCGCAACAGACUCUGGGGAAUACAUCUGCCGGGUCACUAACGGGUUUGGCACACAGCAGGCCUCCAUUAUUAUUACCAUCACCCCAGUGUACUCGGAAAACAUUCCCGUACUCAGGAUCGAGUCGUCCUCUGGCUCCCUGGUCGAGGGACAAACUCUGGAGCUGGAUUGCCAGGUUUCUGGCUUUCCCGGUGCUGAGGUCACAUGGUACAGACCAGGAGUUCCACUUUCACCAAAUCAUCAGGUGUCCGGAUCACGGCUGAGGAUCCUACAAGCCUCGGCUGCAGAUUCUGGCGAGUAUAUUUGUCGUGUGACUGUCGGCACGUUCACUCAGCAGGCCUCAACCUUUGUCACCGUCUCCCGAGUAUCUGUUGACCCGGCCAGCUUUGUCCCGGCAUUGAGGAUUGAACCAUCUUCCAGCUCGGUGGCAGAAGGACAGACAUUGGAGCUGAACUGUGUGGUCUCCGGACAGCAAAAUGCUGACGCAACUUGGCAGAGAACAGGGCAGCCUCUCUCGCCCAACCACCAGGUUCUGGGUUCCCGUCUGAGAAUUGUUCAGGCCUCGGUAGCGGACUCUGGCGUGUACAUCUGCCGUGUCACCUCUGGAGGAGUCACCAGGCAAGCCUCCAUUACUGUCACCAUUACGCACAGGAUGGGUCCGGUCAUUGCCACCGGCAUCACCCCAACAAUCAGGGUGGAGUCUCCAUCGGACUCCCUGGCGGAAGGGAAGACGGUUGUUCUGAACUGCGUUGUUGAAGGUCAAACACAUCAGGAGGUCACAUGGUUCAGGCAGGGACAGCCUCUGUCGGCCAAUCACCAGAAGUCCGGUUCCCGCCUGCGGAUUGUAAACGCCUCUCCUCAGGACUCUGGAGAAUACAUCUGCCAGGUCAGCGGUGGCUCCGGGAUCCAGGCCGCCUCUAUCAUGGUCACCAUUGAAGGAUCUCACCAUAAUUCUGGACUUUCUGGGGCGAUUCGCAUUGAGCCGUCAUCACAGACCGCGGAGGAGGGACAGAAUGUGGAACUUACCUGUCUGAUUGAUGGAUAUUCUGGCCAGUCAGUGACUUGGCAUCGGCAAGGUGGUCGCCCUCUGCCUCCAAAUCACCAGGUCGCAGGGCCACGAAUGCGGAUCCUGAAGGCCACCCCGGCUGAUUCUGGGGAGUACAUUUGCCGGGUGAACACGGGAUCCGGAGUCCAGGAGGCGAUCAUUCACGUCAUCAUACAACGAAUCGCACAAGUGCCUGUGAACCCCCCACCGCCCAUCCUGAUUGAGAAGGUCCCAGGAAGGGUCACUGAGGGUCAGACUGUUGAUCUGAACUGCGUGGUUGCUGGAAAUCCGGACGCUGCCAUCACUUGGACACGCCCCGGGGCUGAAUUUACUCCAAAUCACCAGAUUUCCGGUUCCCAUUUGCGCAUUCAUCAGGCCUCCAGUGCGGACUCCGGGAAGUACGUCUGCCAGUCCAGCGGUGACUCCGGAGUCCUCACAGGAUCCAUUAUUAUCUCUGUCCAUCAUGGAGUCCAAAAAUCUCUUCGUCUGGAGACUCCGGUCAUCUCCAUUAACCCCCACACUGCCACAGUGCUCCAAGGGGAAAAUGCCACCUUUAAAUGCAACGUCCACAAGGGAGCUCAACAAAUCCGUGUGACAUGGAAAAUGGGGAACAACCAGCCACUCCAAGAUAACGUUCUCAUCAGCUCGGAUGGGACUGUCAUUACCGUUGUCGGUGCGCGCCACAAGAACCAAGGCUCUUACCGCUGUAUGGCUUCCAACCCCUACGGGGCAGUGGACAGUGCGGUGACACUGGUGGUGAAAGGACGCCCUUCGGUCUCUGUGAUCCCCCCUGGACCCGUCACUGUUCAUGUUGGCGAUACAAUCAGCUUAGAAUGCAACGGAAUGGGUGACCCCCGACCUGUGGUCAACUGGCGGCGUACCGGAUCCCGGCAGAUCAUCAGACAGCAAAGCCACGCCCCCCUGGAUAGCCACUCCAUCUUACAGAUCCCAUCGGCAAAGGCGGAGGAUGCCGGAUCGUACACCUGCACCGGACAGAACCCAGACGGCACGGCACAAGUCCAUGUGGAGGUCCGAGUGGAAAGCAAAGUGGUGAGACCUGGAGCUCCGGUGGCCACAGCAGACCAGGCAGUCUAUGUCGCGCUGGCUGGGGAAACCGCCACCCUCAGGUGCUCUGCCAUAGGAAACCCGAACCCAACUAUCACAUGGUCCAAACUCCGAGCUCCUCUUCCCUGGCAGCACCAGGUCUCCAACAAUACUCUGAUCAUCCCCAGGGUGGCGCAGCAGGACUCUGGACAGUACAUCUGCAACGCUUCCAAUACUGACGGGCACUCGGAGAUCUUUGUCACUCUGGAUGUAGAGAAUCCUCCGUAUGCCACCACGCUGCCCGAUGAGCUGUCUGUGGCCAUGGGAGAAGCCAUCCGGUUACAGUGCCUGGCACACGGCACUCCUCCACUCACAUACCAGUGGACCAAAGUGAACGGAUCUCUCUCAGGCUCCGCUUCCAUCCAGGAUGGGGUGCUGCACAUCGGUCAGGCAACAACCGGAGAUGCUGGUACCUACCUCUGUGUGGCCGCCAACAAAGUGGGCAGGAGCGAGGCCACCGCCCAAGUCAGUGUUCUGGCACAAUUUUCUGUACGGGUCUCACCCCAGAUAGACACAAAGGCAAUCGGGGCUACAGCAGAAUUCACCUGUAAUGUGAUUGGAGAUCCAAGAGCCAGGAUCCGCUGGAAUAAAGAAGGAGGGGGGGCCCUCCCAUCCAAUCACAGUGUUCAGGGGGCGGUGCUCAGGAUUUUCAACUUGGAACGUGGCAAUGAAGGUGUCUACACCUGCCGGGCAAACAGCCGCUUUGGUCAAUCCCAAGAUAGUGUCAAACUGGUUGUCCAAGCUCUGCCCAAAGUCAGGAUUAACAUUCGCACCUCAGUGCAGACGGUGCUGGCUGGGAACUCCGUGGAGUUUGAAUGUUUGGCAAUCGGAGACCCGCGAGCCAAGGUGACGUGGAGCAAGGUUGGCAGCCGGAUGCCGGCAGAUGUCAUUAUAAGUGGCGGCAUGCUGAAGAUUGAGCAGGUGAAGCAGUCGGACGCUGGGCAGUACCGCUGUACUGCCACCAAUGAAGUGGGGGAGGUGCAGUCCCAUGUCAUCCUCCAUGUGCAGUCCGUGCCACAAAUCGCCGCUCAGCCAGAGAUGAAAGAAAUAACCACCGGAUCGAUCGCUGUGUUUCCGUGUCUGGCGUCCGGUUUUCCCGUUCCGGAAAUAACGUGGACCAAGCUGGAAGGAGACCUUCCCACCAACGCUCGUAUGGAGAACAACGUCCUGACCAUUCUGUCUGUGAAGCCAGAGGAUGCCGGUACAUACGUGUGCACAGCGGCCAACCGCCAGGGCAGAGUCACGGCCUUCUCUAUGCUGAAAGUUCGAGAGAGAGUUGUACCCUAUUUCUCGGGCCACCCCCAGUCUUACCUCAAACUUCCGAGUAUGAAAGACGCUCACAAGAAAUUCGACAUUAAGAUUACUUUCCGACCCGACGCUGCUGACGCUCUUAUUCUGUACUCCGGAAUGCUGAUCUACAGCGGGCAGAAGAAGAGCAGCGGAGCGGACUUUAUGUCCUUCGGUCUGGUGGGAGGACGGCCGGAGUUCAGGUUUGAUGCCGGUUCAGGAAUGGCGACAAUCCGUUAUCCUAUACCUCUUAGUCUAGGCGAAUUCCAUACCAUAACCCUGUACAGGAACCUGAACCAAGGAUCCCUUGUGGUGGACAACCAAACUCCCAUCAAUGGAACAUCUCAGGGUAAAUUCCAGGGUCUGGACUUGAACGAGGAGAUUUACCUAGGAGGUUAUCCUAACUACGAGGUUGUUUCUAAAAGUGGCUUGGGCAAAGGAUUUAUUGGCUGUGUCCGGCAGCUCAUUCUUCAGGGAGAAGAGGUCAUCUUCAAGGAUCUGGAUCUGGUCACCACUGGCAUCUCUAACUGCCGAACUUGUAGAGACCGACCUUGCAAGAACCGUGGAAUCUGUCGGGAUUCAGAGAGCAGCAGUUAUGUGUGUGAAUGUCUUCCUGGCUUCGCCGGCAGUAACUGUGAUCACUCCCGAGCCCUGCACUGCCACCCAGAUGCCUGUGGACCUGAAGCGACUUGCAUCAAUCAAGCCGAUGGGUUGGGGUACACCUGCCGCUGCCAACUGGGCAAAUCUGGAGACAAAUGCAUGGAUGGAGUCAUGGUGAACACACCGUCAUUCAAUGGAGAAACUUCUUACAUCUCUUACCCUCCCCUCACCAACAUCCAUAAUGACCUGCGGGUGGAUCUGGAGUUUAAACCCCUCUCCCCAGACGGUCUCAUCUUCUUCAGUGCAGGAAAAGGAGCUCCUGUGGAAGACUUUGUGUCUCUGGCCAUGGCCCAAGGCCAUCUGGAAUUCCGCUAUGAGCUAGGAUCAGGUUUAGCAAUCCUAAGAAGUGCUGACCCCAUUCCUCUGGGACAAUGGCACAAAGCAUCUGCAGAGAGAGUCAAUAAGGACGGAACUCUCCAGGUUGAUGGCGGUCCACCAGUGAAGAGGUCUUCUCCAGGGAAAAGUCAAGGCCUCAACCUGAAGACAAAGAUGUACCUCGGGGGUGUGGACAGUGCUGUGGAGCUUCCAUCUGCGGUCAACAUCACUCAGCCCUACCAGGGCUGCAUUGGAGAGGUUUCCAUCAAUAACAAGAAGGUGGACAUCUCUUACAGUUUCCUAGAAAGCCAUGCAAUCAGUCAGUGCUACGACAGCUCUCCAUGUGACCGCAUGCCAUGCCUGCAUGGGGGAAGAUGUAUGCCCACCGGGGAGUACGAGUACCAAUGCCUGUGCCGUGAUGGCUUCAAAGGGGAUCGCUGUGAAUCUCACGAAGAUCGCUGUCAGAUACAAAAUCCUUGUAUAAAUGGCGGCACCUGCAAAGACAACCGAUGUCACUGCCCAGAGGGCUUCUCUGGAACAUACUGCGAAGCAGGAGCAGCUUCUACAAACCUGGAGGACGGAGUUCAUGAAGGGAGUGGGGGGAACGAUGCCCCAGGAGUGUACGGGUCGUACUUCUCCGAUGACUCCUACAUAGCUCUACCCCGGCAGAUGUUCCCUCGCAGCCGACCAGACGCACCGGAGACCAUUGAGUUGGAGAUCCGAACAACGUCUACAGAUGGCGUCAUUUUCUGGCAGGGAAUGGAGGUAAGAGAAGAAGGCCGGGAGAGGGAUUUCAUCAGUCUGGGCCUGAAGGACGGUCACCUCUUCUUCAGUUAUCAGCUGGGCAGCGGAGAAGCCAAAAUUAUGACUGAAGAUCCCAUCAAUGAUGGUGAAUGGCACAAAGUCACCGCCAUCCGGGAAGAAAAGUCCGGAUCCAUACAGGUGGAUGGUGAGGAAGUCGUCUCUGGAAGUUCACCCGGUAAAAACAUCAUGGUGGACACCAAGGCAAGCGUUUACAUUGGCGGGGCUCCUGAAGUACAGCUGACGACGGCUGGAAAGUUCUUGAGUGGAAUCACUGGAUGUAUCAAGAACCUGGUGAUCCUGAACGCAAGACCCUCCGACCAACUCCACCAGCCCAUCGACUUAAAGCACAGCGCUGAGUCCGGUCAUAACACCAAAGAGUGCCCCUCGUAGGCGGAGACGACUGUUUCCCCCACCCCCGCUGGCCGCGCCAGGGCAAUCCACAGACUAUUCUUUAUUGUUCUUCAAAAGAGACAAUGACAAACCGAGAAUCAUUGUAAAUGGUGCUUCUGCUGCUACCAAAAAAAAAACGAAACCAGAGGUGGUGCUAAAGAAAAAAAAGUAUUUGGAUUGCGCAAUCUUUGUAUUACCUACACCGGAUUUUCUUCUUUUUAAUUAUUAUUAUUAUUAUUAUUAUUGUUAUUUUUUUUUUUAAUGUCUUCAGAUUUCCACGUGUUUUACAGCUGGAUGAAGGAAAUAUGUAUGUAUUGAAACAGAUGUAUGUUUUUUAAAAAGAACCCCUAACCAAAAAAAAAAAAACCCCGAAAGCUAACAAAACCAAGCUGUAUGUUUAAUGUCAGCCGUGCCGGAAGACCCUCUAUUCUGUAUAUAGAAAUGGCCACUCGCUGGACAGCGGUUGAAGCCCCCAGACCAGGUCUUGGUCCAGUAGUGUCGGCCCAUGGGGUUCUCUAUGGCUGAGAUUUGGGAUGUGAGGUCUGGAGAGGGUUCCAGAUUGUUCAGGUUGGAGGAGAAGGUGCUACAAGGGGGCUUUAUCCCUUGUUCCCAGAGGCCUCAUAGGCAGAGACCGGGGCGGAAUUAAAGGGGGACAAUCGGUCCUCUUUGGAAAGGGGUCUGCACUAUUCUUCUUAUACAUCUCAUUAGGUCUACUGCCGGCAGCUGGCUUCUUACUUCUUGGAACCAUAUUUAUGUUAUUUAGCUAACAGACACGAGUGUAUUAUAAAGGUGCAUCGACUCUUAGUUCAAGUCAGAUACAAGAUUUCCAAUAAAAUCAUUCCUCUCCCUC
Rana temporaria (common frog) is the source of this 13517-nucleotide messenger RNA. RefSeq names its product heparan sulfate proteoglycan 2 (gene HSPG2). Gene Ontology annotation, molecular function: cell adhesion molecule binding; calcium ion binding; axon guidance receptor activity. Gene Ontology annotation, biological process: homophilic cell-cell adhesion; synapse organization. The transcript is spliced from 97 exons. Bases 35 to 12667 code for a protein of 4210 amino acids. The record is from RefSeq and is a predicted model, not a curated record. NCBI's taxonomy places the organism in Eukaryota, Metazoa, Chordata, Amphibia, Anura, Ranidae. Gene Ontology annotation, cellular component: cell-cell junction; axon; plasma membrane.